This is a messenger RNA of Quercus lobata, 1522 nucleotides long. RefSeq names its product transcription factor MYB80-like. The record is from RefSeq and is a predicted model, not a curated record. Lineage: Eukaryota; Viridiplantae; Streptophyta; Magnoliopsida; Fagales; Fagaceae. Bases 375 to 1352 code for a protein of 325 amino acids. The transcript is spliced from 3 exons.
ACGCACAAUAGCGUUGAAUUCUUUAAUAAAAUCAUGCACCUUUGAUGUCUCUUUUUUACCUUCACAAAUUAACACCACCAUGCAAUUGCAACCCCAUUUCCUUUAUUUAAGAAAACCUACUUUGGUCUCACAUAUUCGAUAUCUAACCAACCAAAAAUAUUAUUUCAGCUCCUUUCUUUUUCUUGAAAACAUAUUUUUUUUUAAAGAUUAUAAAAGAGCUUAAGUAAAGAGAGGCAGUAGAGAAUUCUCUUUUACUUGUGUCUCUUACUCUAGCCUUCCUUUUUUCCAUUAAUUGCAUUAAAAACAUUUCUCGCACCCCACAUUUGCUUUUAUUAGGGAGGAGAGUAAAAAACAAAAAAAAAAAAAAACCAAAGAUGGGUAGGAUUCCAUGUUGUGAGAAGGACAAUGUGAAAAGGGGACAGUGGACUCCUGAAGAAGACAACAAGCUCUCUUCCUACAUUGCCCAACACGGCACCCGUAACUGGCGCCUCAUCCCCAAGAAUGCUGGUCUUCAAAGAUGCGGCAAGAGUUGCAGGCUUAGGUGGACUAAUUACCUGCGUCCUGAUCUUAAGCAUGGCCAGUUCUCUGAUGCAGAAGAGCAAACUAUAGUGAAGCUUCAUUCUGUUGUUGGUAACAGAUGGUCACUAAUUGCAGCUCAGCUGCCUGGCCGCACAGACAAUGAUGUUAAAAAUCACUGGAACACCAAACUGAAAAAGAAGCUGUCAGGCAUGGGAAUUGAUCCUGUGACCCACAAGCCCUUCUCCCACCUAAUGGCUGAAAUUGCAACCACACUGGCACCCCCACAGGUGGCUCACCUUGCAGAAGCAGCCCUUGGCUGCUUCAAAGAUGAAAUGCUCCAUCUCCUUACUAAGAAGCGCAUUGACUUCCAGAUCCAACAACCCAAUGCAGCACUAGGGAACACCACUGCCACUUAUAUUAACCGUAAUCAAGAUGAAAAAGAUGAUACCAUUGAGAAGAUCAAGCUUGGCCUAUCAAGGGCCAUCCAAGAACCUGAGAUGCUACCAUCAAACAAGCCAUGGGACAGUACUGGAGCGACAUCUGCGAAUUUCGCAGGGGCCUGCAGUGCUUUCCCUGCAUCUAUGCCUGGAUAUCAGUAUGGCCCGUCAUCUUUUGGCAAUGACGGGGACAGAUCACCAUGGAGCCAGAGUAUGUGUACAGGAAGCACAUGCACAGCAGGGGACCAGCAAGUUCAGUUGCAUGAAAAACUUGAGGAAGAAAAUGGGGAGGAUUCUGAGGGUGGGAAAGGAAUCAGAAAUGGAUCCAGCAUUUUCAGUUCAGACUGUGUCUUAUGGGAUUUGCCAUCUGAUGAUCUAAUGAACCCAAUAGUUUAAGAAAAGUUACAGAACAGAAGUGCAAAGAAGGCAGGAAUCCUACUUCAAGGAUUAAAAAUAAACAUCUUACAGCAAUUAUAAUGAUUGACAUGUAAAUAAAGCUCAUUUCAUAAAUCAUGAUAAAAUACAAGAAAAAGCAUUAUUUCUUGCUAAUAAUUUCAACUAUUUGU